Syzygium oleosum is the source of this 1573-nucleotide messenger RNA. Its product is annotated as dof zinc finger protein DOF4.6-like. Gene Ontology annotation, biological process: regulation of DNA-templated transcription. Gene Ontology annotation, molecular function: DNA-binding transcription factor activity; DNA binding. Bases 273 to 1187 code for a protein of 304 amino acids. The transcript is spliced from 2 exons. NCBI's taxonomy places the organism in Eukaryota, Viridiplantae, Streptophyta, Magnoliopsida, Myrtales, Myrtaceae. The record is from RefSeq and is a predicted model, not a curated record.
CAUGUGUGUUCAUCUUCACACACUCUCCCUUCUUCAUACAGAGUCGGCUAUAACGCAUGGAAUCAAAUGCUUUCUCUCUCUUCCUCUCCCUGUUGUUUUUGUUUUUGUGUUUUCUCUUUUUGGUGUGUGUGUGUGUUUCCAACUUUUUGCUUUAAGACCAGCAGCAGGCUUGAAAGUUGGCGAUUUCCUUCUCAAACACUCCAUUAAGAGCCCUUUUUCUCCCUCCUCUUUUUCCCAGUCUUCACUUCACCUUUUCAGCUUCCUCUUAAGCCAUGGACAGCACCGCACCCCCAUCUCAGUGGACUGCACAGGGAUUCAUUGGGGUGAUUAGUAAUAACCCACCAAUGGAAAUAGCAUCAUCAACAAGGCCUGCGUCUGUGAGCUUGCAAGAGAUCAAGACUCCAUGUGGAACCACAACAACAAGCAGGCCACAAAAGGAUCAAGCCCUGAACUGCCCGAGGUGCAGUUCAAGCAACACCAAGUUCUGCUACUACAACAACUACAGCCUCUCUCAGCCUAGAUACUUCUGUAAGACCUGUAGGAGGUACUGGACUGAGGGUGGGUCCCUCAGGAAUGUCCCUGUGGGCGGUGGCUCCAGGAAGAACAAGAGACCCUCUUCGUCGUCUUCUUCUUCACCAUCAUCAAAGAUCAUCAAGCUUACUGAUCUGGUGGUGGGCCCGUCAAGCCUUCCUCAAAACCCUAGGACUCAUGAAGCCCAACAAGACCUAAACUUAACAUACCCACCCGAUACUACUGCUACUGAUCAACACAAUCUCAAGAGUAGCAGUGGAAUUAUUGCCUCCUCUUCAAUGGGAUUGAGCUUAAGCUCCUUCAUGCCGCCCAUUCCGGUAGUAUCUGACUCAAGCUCCAAUUUUUAUGCAGUCGGUGGCUUGAAUUUCCAUCAUCUUCUUGGACUCAAACCCGCGACAGCCUCACUUGGUAGUUUUUCUGGAGAUGGGUUUGAGAGUGGUGGCUUUCUUGGGCACCAUCAAGGGUUGCAAGAGAGUGGCAAUGGUGAUAACAAUAAUGAUGGUGCAAAGCUCUUUUUCCCUGUGGAGGAUGGUUUGAAGCAUCAAGUGACUGCAACUACUGGCGUUGAUGGUCAGUUUGGUCUUCAAAGUAGAGGACAAGGAGAUCAUUCAAAUGGGUAUUGGAAUGGAGUGUUGGGCACUGGAGGAUCGUGGUGAUUGAUUGAGAAGAUUAGUAUUCGAUCACCAUCACACACUUCAAGGGUUUGAUUUUUUACUUUAACCUUUUUAUUUCUUCUCGUGGGAUUGGAUCAACUUGGUUGGGUUGGAGAGUUUGAUGGGAACUAACAACAAUCAGGGUACAUGAGGCUUUCACCCUUUCCUUCCUUCCUUUCUUUUGCCUAUUAUUUUCUCUCUCCCUCGUCUUUGAAGCUCAUUUUGGGUUGGCUUCAGAAGCUAGUCUUGGAAUACUGUAUUAUGUGUUCUCAAGCAUGGAAUAGAGAAUUAGAGAUUAGCUUAAGCGAAGUCAAAUAGUCGUUACUCAGUUUGUAUAGUUUCAAGAUGUCUGAAUGAUCGAUUGGUAAUUAUCUGUGCGAGUAUGUUCA